AUGGUGGUGGUAAGUUGUCAGGUGCGGCACGACCAAGGAACGAAGCGCUGCAGAGGUCCAAAAGCUUGCAGGAAGUGGUUGCUUUUCCCUUGCCUCCUCCACAACCAGUCAGGCGCUAUGGAGGACUAUGAGCAGUUCUCGCGAGAGGAGCACUCCCCUCGGAAGGUUCGCAAGUCAGUCGCACAGAAGCUCCACCUCGCCCCCCCUGAUCAAAUUAAGCAUGAGCGAACUCACGAGUACGCCGGCGCUGCUACCCAGGCGGUAAUCAGGCAGGUCUUUGAUGCCUUGGGGGGGGAUGAAGGGCUCAAGAUCGUUCAGAAUCUGGUCAAGGGCCAGGCCAAAAUUGUCGCUGAAGAGGCGCGCACUUCAGCGGGUCUUCUCACUUCCCACGUCUCUGCGAGGCAAGCCACCAUCGGCACCUAUGAUGCGCUUGAGGAGAAGUGGAAGCAAUUCGUGAAGCGCCAGCCGUGGUAUCUUCAAUCGGCCAUGCUGGCUGCGGGGGGGUUCUUUGGGCUGCUGGCAUUGGGUUUGAUGCUUUCGCUGUGGCGUUUCGUCCUCUUUGGCCUUGGUCCCGUCUACCGGAAUUGACACCGAAGCACUUUGGAGAGCCGGCGUUGCUAUGUUCAAAUGGGUCAGUCAUUUCUUAGUCACUCGCUUCUCGGCGAUCAUAGGGCGGACAUUAGUUAGCCUGGUCGUUGCUGCCGGCACUGUAUAUGUUGGCCUUUGUGGUCCCUGCCAUGCUGAAAUCGACGAGGUGGAACCAAGAGUUAUGGUACUGUAAGGUUUACUGGCAUAGCAACUCACGCAGGGUCAUAGGCGACCCGGUUGACACAUUGACAGUCUCGUACACUCAGGGCUAUUAAGCACGCAGAACGUCGGGUACAGAUGGAUAAAAGACAACUUAUUGUAGCGCAUAACCAGCAGCUAUUGCCUCUUGUAACUCUAGAGCAUAUAAAGAUACUGCUAGAGGUGGGCAUAGGUGGCGCAGCGCAGCUAAGCUAGUGCAAUCAAAGGCAGUGGCAUAGAGCCUUGCAGAUUGAGUAACAUUGUUGGAUAACUUUGGCACGCAUUGCAUGCACCUGAUAUCUCAGUUUUCUACGGUUUCCUACAAUA
This is a messenger RNA of Klebsormidium nitens, 1113 nucleotides long. The record is from the annotation of a GenBank genome assembly. NCBI's taxonomy places the organism in Eukaryota, Viridiplantae, Streptophyta, Klebsormidiophyceae, Klebsormidiales, Klebsormidiaceae.